CUUUCAAUCAUUCCAUUACUCGCAAAUGCGACUCCAUCCAUUUGACAUUCCUGAAGUGCUUGACAAAAUAGUUGCGUGCCUUGACACAGGUGAUAUCAAGUCAUGCAUCUAUGUUUCCAAGGCUUUUCAUGAGGCUUUUAUACGGUUCCUAUGGAAAACUAUCAAUGUCGACACCCCAAACUGGAGCGCCGUUGACGGCCAGACACUUGAGAAGCAUAAACACUACAUCGAAGAGAUUUAUUUUACUUACCGCUAUGCAGAGCACAUCUUAUUAUUACGUGGGUGCAGCCGUCUCCGGAAACUGGUAUCUCGGCGCGACAAGUCACAACGCUUUGAGGAUCUUCUGUAUCGUCUUUCCAAUUUGAUGAUUGCCAAUAACUUUAAGCUUCAAGAGUGUGAAAUUAACUGGGCUCAUGAGAAAGGUACCUGGACCUAUAGGGCUAAAGACUUUUACAAUGCUGUGCUUCAGUGUCCACAUCUCCGGGAACUUAAACUCCACGACUUCAUUAUCCACGCUGAGGAGAUUGAUCUGUUUUUUCGGAUGUGUAGUCAACUUGAGAUCUUGGAGUUGACACGUGUAGACAUUCCUCAGUGGGCAGUUGGGAAACUGAUAGGCAACCUUGGUGCCGACGUCGGGACUGCAGCUGGUGCGUUCGCUUUUGGAUACCUCCUCGAAUUGACAUUGUGUGAGACUAAGGUUAUUGGACCUCAUCCAAUCUCUGAAGCUCACAGCUUGGUAACAUUUAUCCAAAGUUGCCCAAACCUGAGAUCACUUACUUUUUACGAUGGCGCUACGGAGGACAUGGUCGAUUUCUGUAGAACAUUGGCACCGGCUCUUGAGUCAUUGCCGCAUCUCGAAUCCUUGAUCAUUCCGGAGGCUGAAUUGAACGACAAGAAGUUGGCGGCUUUUCUUGGAAAGAUGAAUCGGCUCCGGAAGUUGCAUGCAUGGCAAUCUGAUUUUGGGCCCCUCUGUCUCGCAGAGUUACUCAAGCCAAGGGGACCAUUGAAUGGGGGGACAAGGUUCUGUGAUAUGAUUGAGGACUUGUCAGCCCCCACAUUUGAUUUUACAGACAGAGUAAUUCCGGUACUCCUGUCCAGCUGUAGGAACCUCACCUUGCUUGAAACAAGCGUGGCUAGAAUUACAGAUAUUAUUACAGGACAGGAAUGGGUCUGUUCUAAGUUACAGAGACUAGAGCUCAGUCUCGUGCUUGAUGUUUAUAAUGAUGAGGAGAGAAAGGCAAAGCAACGAAUCCUGUUUGAGCGUCUGGGCAAGUUAACAAAGCUCCAAGAACUUCAUAUAACUACUGGAUACAGCUUGACAUUAGAUGCAGGCCUGGACAAGUUGAUUAAUUUGAAGCGCCUGAGAUACUUGGCAUUCCACCAUGGAGCCCAUUUCAUAGGACCAGAUGAAGCAGUCUGGAUGGUGGAAAACUGGCCGUGUUUGGAGGAGGUUAUCGGGCUCAAAGACAAGGAUCCAGCCGCCGUUGGGUCAAUUGCUGGUAUCUUUAACCGCCGUGGAAUUAUUUAUCAUUAGGUAGCUUACUAAUUCUUCAUUAAAAAAAAUAAAAAACAAAGGGAAA
Molecule: messenger RNA, 1580 nt
Organism: Lobosporangium transversale
Lineage: Eukaryota; Fungi; Mortierellomycota; Mortierellomycetes; Mortierellales; Mortierellaceae
Exons: 1
Coding region: 26-1534 (502 amino acids)
Biological process (GO): SCF-dependent proteasomal ubiquitin-dependent protein catabolic process
Cellular component (GO): SCF ubiquitin ligase complex
Source: RefSeq, a predicted model, not a curated record